Molecule: messenger RNA, 3291 nt
Organism: Urocitellus parryii (Arctic ground squirrel)
Lineage: Eukaryota; Metazoa; Chordata; Mammalia; Rodentia; Sciuridae
Gene: Arhgap19
Product: Rho GTPase activating protein 19
Biological process (GO): signal transduction; regulation of small GTPase mediated signal transduction
Cellular component (GO): cytoplasm
Molecular function (GO): GTPase activator activity
Source: RefSeq, a predicted model, not a curated record
GGGGCGGGUCCUGAGUCGGGGGGCGGUGGAAGUGGUUGCUGACGAAGAUGGCGACUGAGGCGCGGAGUGAAGGGGAGGUGCCAGCCCUGGACUCUGGCCGGAGUGAUGCCAUCUGUAAUUUUAUCAUCUGCAAUGAUUCUUCCCUUCGAGGUCAACCCAUUAUCUUCAAUCCUGACUUUUUUGUSGAGAAACUUCGACAUGAGAAACCUGAGGUGUUUACGGAGUUGGUGGUCAGCAAUAUCACAAGGCUUAUUGAUUUACCUGGAACGGAGUUGGCUCAGCUGAUGGGGGAAGUGGACCUUAAGUUGCCUGGUGGGGCCGGCCCAGCAUCAGGAUUUUUCCGGUCUCUAAUGUCUCUCAAGCGGAAGGAAAAAGGAGUGGUAUUUGGAUCCCCACUGACAGAGGAAGGCAUUGCCCAGAUAUACCAACUGAUUGAAUAUCUGCACAAAAACUUGCGAGUAGAGGGAUUGUUUAGAGUACCAGGCAAUAGUGUCCGACAGCAGGUUUUAAGGGAUGCUCUCAAUAAUGGAACUGAUAUUGACUUGGAAUCAGGGGAAUUUCAUUCAAAUGAUGUUGCCACUUUGCUGAAGAUGUUUCUAGGAGAGUUACCAGAGCCCCUGUUGACCCAUAAACAUUUCCAUGCACACCUCAAAAUUGCUGAUUUGAUGCAGUUUGAUGAUAAAGGAAACAAGACCAAUAUACCAGAUAAAGAGCGGCAGAUUGAGGCUCUUCAGUUGCUCUUCCUCAUUCUUCCCCCACCCAAUCGUAAUUUACUGAAGUUAUUGCUUGAUCUCCUGUACCAGACAGCGAAGAAGCAAGACAAGAAUAAGAUGUCUGCCUAUAACCUUGCCCUUAUGUUUGCACCCCAUGUCCUAUGGCCAAAAAAUGUCACUGCAAAUGACCUUCAGGAAAAUAUCWCGAAGUUAAACAAUGGGAUGGCUUUUAUGAUAAAACACUCCCAGAAACUUUUUAAGGCUCCUGCUUACAUUCGGGAAUGUGCAAGAUUACACUAUUUGGGCUCCAGAACCCAUGCAUCAAAGGAUGACCUUGAUCUGACAGCUUCAUGCCAUGCUAAGUCCUUUCAGCUGGCAAAAUCUCAGAAACGGAACCGGGUAGAUUGCAGCUCUCACCAGGAGGAGACCCAGCAGCGAACAGAAGAGGCACUGAGAGAGCUCUUCCAGCACGUUCACAGUAUGCCAGAGUCCGCAAAGAAGAAACAGCUUAUUAGACAGUUUCAAAAGCAGUCUUUGACUCAGACACCAGGGCGAGAACCUUCCACUCCCCGGGUACAGAAGAGGGCCCGUUCUCGCUCCUUCAGUGGGCUUAUUAAGCGAAAAGUCCUGGGAAAUCAGAUGAUGUCAGAAAAGAAAAACAAGUACCCUUCGAGAGAAUCUGUGGCUGUGGAUGAAUUGAAGAGAGACAGCAAAGAGAACCUAAACUUAGUAUUUUCUGGCUCUCCAGCUAUUAUGAUGACUCCAACAAAAUUGAAAUGGUCUGAGGGAAAGAAAGAGGGGAAAAAAGGAUUCCUCUGAAGAAUCUCCAGUCAUCCACCCAGAAUUUUCUCUUUAGUGGGCCAGUUUCUUUUUUGUUUUUUAAUGCACACAAUGAAGCUGGACUUGCAGCUAGCUUGCUGCAUUUUGAAUUGAGAAAGCCAACUAACACUGUGACCUGACUGACACUCUAAUCCUACUCACUGGAUGAUGCUGGCAAGCUGUGCCUCCUGAGGGAGCAAGCUGUUCUCCCUUGCUUUCUCUUUUUAACAUUAUGGGGAAACCACUAACCAGCCACCUGGCUUAUACAGUGUAGCAAAUGAACAGAAUCAGGUGGUGUGUUUAGGCAGGUUCUGUUUUAAAAGACCUGAAAUUUGUGCUCGACUAUCAGUGAUUUUUUUUUUUUUUUUAAAUUCUAGAGGAUUGAUGUUAUUUUAACUGGGGCUUUACUCUGUUUGACAGUGUUGGGGGAUAGUUGUUUGUUAUUUACUUAUUUGUUGUUUGUUUAUUUCUUUGCCUUAAAAGCCAUUUUUUUGGAGGGGAGGGGCAUUUGUUACCUAAAUGGGCUCUUGAUAACCCAAAAGCCUUUCGGUCUUUUUCAGCUUGAGCUUUGGGAUAGCUCUUUAACUCAGGAUGCUAUAUUCCUCAGUAUCUUAUUUGUGUUCAAAGAAUAUAUAGCUUUUUUGGAAACUUCUUAUUAUUCUUGAGUCUAAGAUUGUAAGCAGAAUUCAGAACAACACUGUAUUUUAACAGAUUUCAAUUUUAAACUGUUUUCCCUCCCCCACUCCCUCCCUUCUCUCUCUUUCCUUUCCUUCCCAUUUCUUCAGUGAUGCAAAAAUAAUUGUGUAGUUGCUGAGGUUGUCCCCUUCAUUCAGCAUCCUCUCACCUAAAACAUGUCUGGUGCCAAUGGAAUACUUCUGAAUCAAAUUCUUGUGACUCAAGAGAAGUCACUGACCUUCCUAGAGGUGUGUUGAAUCAUUGUAUGCAGUGGGAAGCUCUAGAGUGCACCUAGGAGGGGCUGGCUGGCUGCAGGUGGAGUCCUGUUGACCUUCCCAGGGACCAGGUGUGCAGCUAGAUUUUUCUGAGAGCAAGUUGGAAUCAGAAGAAAGGAGUGAGCAGCAGUCUCUGUAGAGCCUAUAGGAUUUAAAGAAGAGACUGUUCUUAUUUGGAAGCAGUUGUGGCUUUUCCCCAGUCCUCAAGAGCAGAUGCUGUACUUCUCCUCUCCUUAUCAAAGGGGCCAUGGGGAGAAAUUUGGAGAUGGGGCUGGAACUUUUGCCUUUUGGGUCGUGUAUGUUCACAUAUGUUUGAGGUGAGCAAUGACAUGACUUUAGUCUUGUAUGAAAUAUUAACUGUCUGGCAAACAGCAUGUGGCAGGUGAGAAUGUUCAGGUGUGUGCCUGACUGUGUUAAGCUACAUAACCAUCCCCACCCUGUGUGCUGGACCCAUGUCAGGCCACUGUAGGGAAGCAGAUGCCCAGCAAAAUAUGGUUUGCUGACCUACUUUUACAUGAUUGAAAAUGCUACAUUAUUGCCRAAACAAAAGAUGAUUCUGGGCAGCAGAGUUUGGCUUUGUGUCUGACUCUUGGUCCUCUCUUCCAUACUAAACUGUUUCUUUUGCUGUUGUAACAGYCAUAGUGAAGAAAGUGUAUAAUUCGGCCUUUAGUACUAAUAGACUUAAGGACAGUAGAUGUGUGGGAGUAUUAACCCAUUAAAAGCCCCUUUCUCUGGGGCAGUUUUAGGUCAUUGUUAAAAAUAUUAGCAAAUUCAACUGUAUAGGUUUCUAUUUGACUUCUUUUCUUAAA